Molecule: messenger RNA, 1191 nt
Organism: Tripterygium wilfordii
Lineage: Eukaryota; Viridiplantae; Streptophyta; Magnoliopsida; Celastrales; Celastraceae
Product: agamous-like MADS-box protein AGL15
Exons: 8
Coding region: 83-844 (253 amino acids)
Biological process (GO): positive regulation of transcription by RNA polymerase II
Cellular component (GO): nucleus
Molecular function (GO): DNA-binding transcription factor activity, RNA polymerase II-specific; RNA polymerase II cis-regulatory region sequence-specific DNA binding; protein dimerization activity
Source: RefSeq, a predicted model, not a curated record
UUGAAAUUGGUUUUUUUUUUUUAAUUUUUUGUGGGUAUUUUCAAUUUGGGUUUCUCUUGUUGUUGGGGGUUAUUAGGAGGAGAUGGGUAGAGGAAAGAUUGAAAUCAAGCGGAUCGAGAAUCCAACUAGCAGGCUAGUUACCUUCUCAAAGAGACGUUCUGGGUUACUAAAAAAGGCUCAGGAACUCUCUAUUCUUUGCGAUGCUGAGGUUGCCGUUAUCAUCUUCUCUAACACUGGCAAGCUAUUCGAGUUCUCCAGUUCUGGCAUGAACAAAACAAUUUCAAGAUACAACAAGAACCUAGAUUCUUCAGAGGCUGCUGUUGUAGAGUACAAGACAGAGAAGCAAGAUCUAAAAGAGGUGGAUGUUCUAAAGGACGAAAUUGCAAAGCUACAAGUGAAACAGUCAAGGCUGCUGGGUAAAGACCUUACUGGCUUGAGCUUGAAGGAGUUGCAGCAUAUAGAGCAGCAAUUAACUGAAGGGUUACUAUCUGUAAAAGAGAAAAAGGAGCAACUACUGAUGGAGCAAAUAGAGCAAUCUCGAGUUCAGGAACAACGGGCUAUGCUGGAGAAUGAAGCUUUGCAUAGACAAGUUGAGGAAAUUCGUGGUUUCUUCCCAUCAACUGAUGACUCAGUUCCUACUUAUCUCGAGUACUAUCCAGCAAAGAAUUCUCUACUGAACAUUGGUGUUACAACUCCGGAUGGGGCCUGCAAUCACACAAUGGAAAGAGAUGAUUCAGACACUACCUUGCAAUUGGGGCUGCCAAAUGGAGUUUAUCAGAAAAGGAAGCAGCUAGAGACAGAAAGCCAUUCAAAUGACUCGGAGAGUCGAGUUGGCUUGCUGUGAUGCUUUUCCCCUUGGUGUUCUCUUCUCCCUUUUGAUAGAAAUGUUAGAACCGAAUUGAGUAUGGUACAGUCGAGUCUAGUCUAGUACUCUUUGUAGGAUCAUCAGUUUGCCCCGAGAAAAACAAAUCAUGAAAUGAAGAUAUAUUUCUUUUUGUAGGAAGAAAUAUAAGUGUCAGGAGAUCUCAAAGGCAGGCUUUUUUCAAUCAGUACAGCCUUCCUUUUUCGACUCUAUUAUCGUAAGUGUCCUGUAUAUUUGUUGCAACUUCAUGUUCCAUAAUUUGAAAGAGGAAGAUUUGGUUCAAACUUAAUUUGAAGUUCCAGACUUUCCUUUCAUAUGCUCCCAAUUCA